Messenger RNA from Pteronotus mesoamericanus, 1706 nucleotides. RefSeq names its product phosphatidylserine synthase 2 (gene PTDSS2). The transcript has 12 exons. Gene Ontology annotation, molecular function: L-serine-phosphatidylethanolamine phosphatidyltransferase activity. Gene Ontology annotation, biological process: phosphatidylserine biosynthetic process. The coding region runs from base 119 to 1537 and encodes 472 amino acids. The record is from RefSeq and is a predicted model, not a curated record. Lineage: Eukaryota; Metazoa; Chordata; Mammalia; Chiroptera; Mormoopidae.
GCCCCCAGCCCCUGUUCUCCGGAGACCCCGCCGCCAAGCGCCGCGCGCGGCGUGCUCACGGUGACCCUGUGUGCGUGAGGUCAGGGCGCGGGGCGGAGCGGCUCAGGGCCGAGGGGCUAUGCGGCGGGGCGAGCGCAGGGGCGCCGGGGGGCAGCGGCCCGGGUCCCCCGUACCCGCGGGCAAGGCCUCGCUGGAGGAGCCGCCGGACGGCGCGCCCGUGGGUCGCCGCAGCACCGAGUCCGAGGUGUACGACGACGGCACCAACACCUUCUUCUGGCGCGCGCACACCCUGACGGUGCUCUUCAUCCUCACCUGCGUGCUGGGCUACGUGACUCUGCUGGAGGAGACGCCGCAGGACACGGCCUACAACACCAAGAGAGGUAUUGUGGCCAGUAUUUUGGUUUUCUUAUGUUUUGGAGUCACACAAGCUAAAGACGGGCCAUUUUCCAGACCUCAUCCAGCGUACUGGCGGUUCUGGCUGUGCGUCAGCGUCGUGUACGAGCUGUUUCUCAUCUUCAUCCUCUUCCAGACCGUCCAGGACGGCCGCCAGUUCCUGAAGUAUGUCGACCCGAGGCUGGGGGUCCCUCUGCCGGAGAGGGACUACGGGGGGAACUGCCUCAUCUACGACCCAGACAACCAGACGGACCCCUUCCACAACGUCUGGGACAAGCUGGACGGCUUCGUGCCUGCGCACUUCAUCGGCUGGUACCUGAAGACCCUGAUGAUCCGCGACUGGUGGACGUGCACGAUCGUGAGCGUCAUGUUCGAGUUCCUGGAGUACAGCCUGGAGCACCAGCUGCCCAACUUCAGCGAGUGCUGGUGGGACCACUGGGUCAUGGACGUGCUGGUCUGCAACGGGCUGGGCAUCUACUGCGGCAUGAAGACCCUCGAGUGGCUGUCCCUGAAGACGUAUAAGUGGCAGGGCCUCUGGAACAUUCCCACCUACAAGGGCAAGAUGAAGCGGAUCGCCUUCCAGUUCACUCCCUACAGCUGGGUGCGCUUUGAGUGGAAGCCGGCCUCCAGCCUGCGCCGCUGGCUGGCCGUGUGCGGCAUCAUCCUGGUGUUUCUGUUGGCAGAACUGAACACGUUCUACCUGAAGUUCGUGCUGUGGCUGCCCCCCGAGCACUGCCUGGUCCUGCUGCGGCUGGUGUUCUUCGUGAACGUGGGCGGCGUGGCCAUGCGGGAGAUCUACGACUUCAUGGACGACCCGAAGCCGCACCGGAAGCUGGGCCAGCAGGCCUGGCUGGUGGCCGCCAUCACGGUCACGGAGCUGCUCAUCGUGGUCAAGUACGACCCGCACACGCUCACGCUCUCCCUGCCCUUCUACAUUGCCCAGUGCUGGACGCUCGGCUCCGUGCUGGUGCUCACCUGGACCGUCUGGCGCUUCUUCCUGCGGGACAUCACCCUGCGGUACAAGGAGACCCGGCGGCAGAGGCAGCAGGGCACCGGCGACCAGGGCGCGGCUGCGGACAGCGUGGACGGGCGCCCGCCUGGGCCCGCGGAGGCCACGAGGGCGGCAGCGCCAACUCUGCACUGACCUGCCGGGGGCCAGGCCUGCUGACCCUUCCCUUCUGGUUCCCGCCAGGAGCCUCUCCAGGCUUCCCUCUGCUCCCACACAGUGCCCGGCUCCAGAGGGGGUGUCUGGGAGGCCCCGGCCUGGCUGGGCCGGUGCACAUGGGCACCGUGUGUGUGUGCGUGUGCAUGUG